UUCUGGUGCAGCGGGUGCAGCUCCUGUGCUGCCGCUAGCUGUCGGCUACCGACGUGUGACUCGAACCGUGGUCAGAAUCGCUUGUGCUCGAAAUGACGUCCGAAAAUUCUCGUGCGUGCGAAGCAUGAAGUGCAGCCGUUCCGCGUGGCUUGGGGUGAGAUUUGUUUGUCGGACACUUGUGUUCUGUGCGGCCUGUGUGCAGCGAAUGAAAAUGGUGACAGCGGAUCUUUGGAAUGAGGAGCGUCCACGUUGAUUGUGGUUUGACGAGUGGCUGAAGAUGAUGUGAGGAGCAUGAGUGGCCUCAGAGGAAGAAGGUCUCAGGACAGUGAAUGAAGACGCGGAGAUGCUGCGAUGGAUGGAAGUUCAGGCUAGAUCGAGAUAGACUUGGGACAUCUUUUUCCAGUCUGUAUACAAUAAGCUGCCAAGGCCAGUGUAGAGAAGUGGGCGUAGGAAGCGUCAUCCAGGUUCUCAAAUGGAGGUGACCGGAGCCAGCAGCGAAAUGACUGAGCAGAGGCAGUGCUACCUUUCAAGUUUACGCAGGUUAGCAGCCGAGUUGGCCGAGCAUUGCCCGGCCAAGUUGGGGAGGACGUGCCACAUUGUAAAGAACCUUCCUCUCACGAAUGCGCUGCUGAACAAAUUGAACGUCGAAGUGGAAGAGUUCACGCCUGGCAAGCUCUCUCUCUGCCAGGCACAGCCCAUUGGCAGCAGGAUAAAAGAUUCCGAAGAUAUAUAUGUGGAAGAAAGUAUAGCCUUCCUCUAUACCUUGCUUCUGAAGCACGGCUGCAUAGACUCUGUUGAGUUCAAGCCUCACUUGAGGCAGGAGCCGGUGCAGCUCAUCACCAAUGCCCUGUUUGAAAACAAAUCCCUGACCUGCCUGCGGGUGCACCAUGCGUACCUUAGCGAACAGGCCACGUUGUCCCUGUUUGCCGCCGUGCGCCAGUUGCUGAGCCAGCAGCUGCGUGAGCUGUCCCUGGAGAAACUCAAUAUUUCGUGCUUGCCGCAGACACUAGAGGGCUUCAGAGAAGCACUUGCCAGGACGAAGAGCCUCGAGAGAUUGACACUCCUGAACAUCCGUGAACGUGCCCACGCAUGGAUGAAUGCCUUGAACGUGGGUCUGACUGGUCUGCUGGCUAACAGCAGCGUCACCAGCCUGAAAAUGGACACUAGCUACCAGUACUACCACGACGGGUCUAAAGUACUGAAUGACUUUCUCGCCAACACGGUUACCCUUGCCGAGCUGCACGUCUACUGCAGUUCUGACUGCAGUUCCGAUCGCUCCCUGGACUUGGUCUUCGAGGCACUGGCGACAAACCGAACCGUGAAAAGGCUCACCCUCCGCAAAUUCUCCGUGAAGGACAUGAAGCCGUUCAGGCAGCUCUUAGAUGUCAACAAAAUCCUAGAAGAUGUGAGCUUCUAUGCCUCUCCCCACGCCGGGAUAGAGAAGACACCUGCCAGUUGUCAGGUGCCCGAGCAGCACGUGCAGACCAUAGUUGAGGCACUGAAGAGGAGAACAAGCCUGCGCCGCUUGGCCCUUGACUGGAAUUGCACACCCAGCACAGUUUAUCGUCUUCUGGUGGCGUCUUCUGGUUCCCCCUCGCUCAGAGAGCUGCACCUGGGCGAGGUUAUUGUCGACUACAUCGACUCUUUGCGUUGGGCAUUCAUCAACGUGCGGACGGAUGUCGCUGUGACCGCAGCGAGAUGUAUUUCUACCAACGGCACCUUGAAUGAGCUGAUUCCUUUCUGGACGUCACAAGACAAAGAGAGCUGUGUACACUGUCUGUACAGCGUGAACCUGAAAGACGUGAGCCGUGCGCUUUCUUCACACCGCGGGGACUAUCUGACUUCUCUUAGUGUUGUGCUCGGCAAGCAUUCCACCUUGACCACAGUCCACGCGCUCGCACUCUACCUGGCCUCUACACAUAAGCUACAGGAGCUCCAACUGCGGCUUGAAAGUGUACCGCAGAAUUUACAGCAAGUGCUCUUCGCAGGCUUCCAGAGGAACGUCAGCCUUGAACGUCUGUGCAUUUUCGGGACUGAGAACCUUUGCAUCCCUGAGAACAUGCAGCAAGUGCUGUUCUCCUGGAUGGCAGAUAGCAAGCGGCUCUACAGCAUCAACGUGAAGAUGCACUGUUACGACACUAAGCAUAUGCUGGAGGUGCUUGCCUCGUCUCAACACCGAAAUCAUGUCCUCACGUCUCUGGCCUUUAGUAAAACUUGGGCCGACCAGUCGGUCCUCGAGACCAACCUCAAAAUGGUCCGCCGCAAUCGCAAGCUGCUGCGGUUUGCCGCCGCAUUCGUUCACGGGUCAAUGGACAAGCGUGCAGCGCACGCCUACAGUGUCGCUGCCCUGCACCCUCAGCUCUCAGAGGUCGUGCAGCGCAUUGGUUGCUGUGGUCGGGAUGUCGCCAGAUUGUUGAUAUCGGAAGCUACAUUGCGACUCCAAGUAAAUUUUUGGCAGCUCACAGGGAUAGUUAAGAACAAAAUCACGUGCCUGACCCCACCAACACCGCGGCAAGUCCAGUUUGAUGACUUCAAACCUGAAUUUGGAAUCCUGAAUCGCAUCGCCUCGUUCCUGAAAGUGGGCGAUGUCCUGGACGAUGACGAGUUGCAAGACUGUGCGUCGGAAUAUCCCUACCUCGAGGAUGCGGACACUGGUGCCUGUGGACGUGCCGUUCGCAGGAAAAGACUUGUCUUGUGAUGGGCAUCUUACGCACUGCACUGAAGGACAUCGCUAUGAAUUGUGGCUCCUCUCAAAAAGUACUGUGAGAGUUCAAGCGACAUAGUGGCGCUGGAAGCUGUCGUUGUCACAUGUUUUCCUUUUAUUUUUUGUCGCUUUCUUAGUUUGUACUUUUGAAAAUGAAGAAGGAGUUCUUUUAUAGUUUGCAGUCUCGUGACUGCCGUAAUCGUGGGGCUAAAAGUGACCUGAUGAAAUGAGAUUGCUCUCUUCUGCUACUCCACUUUAGUGGUUGCGGAAGAGUGAGCGAAGCGUGCACGUACACACUGCUGAGGAAGGCAGUUGCCAUCUUGAUGAAGACAAGUUCACAUGUUGAAAAGUUGGCUCCAGUGAUACCCUCUGUUCUUGGAUUUCCCGUCUAUUCAAGCCCUUAUCUUGCACUGAACUCCGGUCUUUUUUAAAAGUAACCUGACGGUUUUAUCGAUCCACUUUUAAUAUUGUAAAUAUGCUGCCCAUGGUUCACGUCUCGAAACAAAAAAUAACAAACAGCAUACAAUGUCGCACUUUUUAAGCGUUUUUGAAUGCGGGUGAUUACCAUGCCUCACCUUUAUUAUCUGAAUGUCUCGUUUAAAUCCCAUUUGCACUGAAACUGCAUGUGCUGAGGUGCUGAACAAUACUGAGCGUAAAGAAGUAACUUAUGAAUGUAAUUUUACAUAGGUAUGUCGUGCAUUUCCAGCUCUGAAAGUGAAAUCAUUCUUUUAAAUGAAAGAACAAAAACAGAAGAUCAGGUACGAUUAAUGCCCUAGUGGUAAUGGCAUGUUCCACCUACCUGUUCCUACCAGCUCUUUAUAUCUCUACUCUCAAGUUGUUAUUUUCCGCAUUUCCGUUUUAAGUGCUGCAAAUGCAUGAAGUGGCGACAUUACAAACAACCCAGCUGUCUGCCAUUAAGCACGUUAUAUAUGCCUGCGAGUGUUGAAAAUGCCUCACACAUGCUGUUUUUCUGCUUUGUUAUUUAUUCCUUCGAAUUUGGAAGUGGUGCAGUAAAACCUAUGUACAUUGAUCAUACUUAUUAUCUCUCAGCAAAAGCACGUACUGUGUAUAGUUUUCAAAGGUAACUGCAAACCCAGUAAGACUGCACUUCAUGUUUGGGGCGAUGUAAAUAAAUUA
Molecule: messenger RNA, 3841 nt
Organism: Rhipicephalus sanguineus (brown dog tick)
Lineage: Eukaryota; Metazoa; Arthropoda; Arachnida; Ixodida; Ixodidae
Exons: 11
Coding region: 473-2698 (741 amino acids)
Source: RefSeq, a predicted model, not a curated record